AUGAUGGUCAAGAUGAAGGACAAGACAAAGAUAGCAACUUCACUUCACUCUUACAAACAGAUGAUUGGUGAUAGCUUCGAAGCGAUCCUAUCAAAAGGCGUAUCCAUACUCAUUCAUUCGGAUGUAGAACAUGAUCAAUUUGGCUAUGAUCGUUACAUCUUGUUUGGUAUAGAAGACGACGACUAUUGGAUGGAUGAAGUGUUGAGCGAGCCGCACAUCUUGAGCAUUACCUUCAUGGAUUGCAAUGAGAUGCCUUUCGACCAGGAGUUCUGGACCAAAGCAGCUCCCUUCUUUGAGAAAUUGAGUACCCGCAACGAUGCGCCACACAAGAUAGAAUACAAACUGGUGUCUGGAUUGCUGGUGCCAGCAUUACGAGUGCUACCAAUCACCUCUCUAUCGUUCUAUCAGUACAUCAUGCAAGAUGAAGAUUAUGAGGUAAUGGGAAAUCGACUAGGAGAUCCGAGUCAUCUUCCACUGUCAUUGACCACACUCAAAGUCAACAAUGACUAUAACUUCCAACCUGGACUCGACCUGUCCAGGCUCACGCGACUCAAGACAUUGAGCAUCACAUAUUAUGGCGGCACUCAGCUUACUAAGUAUGCGAUACUUCCACCCUCACUUACCACGCUCUUGAUUGGGCGCGGUGUUGUAGAGCCGUUGGGAAAGCUUCCACCAAGCGUCACUGAGCUCAACUUGGACACCCUGACCUAUGAUCUGAGCAACGAUCACCAAACCUUGGAGAAACUGGACAUCUCCAAACAUUGUCUCGAAACAAACAUACUAUCCAAACUGGUCUUUUCCCAUCUACGUUCGCUCACUGUAUUCUCUGUCGAUUCAAAAUUGCUGGAAGAUAUAUUUACAUUAUCACUCUUCCCGGCACUGGAAGAGUUUAAAGCUGUGAUGACUGUUGGAUGGCGCCAGUCCCAACCUUUGGACUUCACUCUAUCAUCAUCUCCUCUCAAGAAGUUGACAAUCACCAAUUGCCACCAGCCCAUCUUGGCUCCCAAUUGCCUUCAGACAUUGAGCGUACAUUUCUCUAAACGUAAUUUGCCAAACCAAGAACUGUGGCACAAUGGCGUUUCACCAAAAGGUAUUACAGAACUGGUCUUGUUUAUACAUGGUUCCAACUCCGACGAAUAUCCCAAACACUAUUCCUACAAACUCAAACAGACCUCCUGCGGUCUGGCUUCAUCGACUUGGUCCAUCUCCAGUCACUUUGUUUAA
Molecule: messenger RNA, 1224 nt
Organism: Acytostelium subglobosum LB1
Lineage: Eukaryota; Evosea; Eumycetozoa; Acytosteliales; Acytosteliaceae
Exons: 3
Coding region: 1-1224 (407 amino acids)
Source: RefSeq, a predicted model, not a curated record